AUGUAUUAUAUAAUCUUAUGUUUAUGUAAGUUAACUUGCGGAUUCUGUUUUAUUUUCAAAAAUUCAAACCUUUUUAAUUCAAACCUUUUUAAUUCAAACCUUUUUAACUCUAAUUUUUUUAAUUCUAAUCGCAUUAACCAGAUUUAUUCAUCAGAUUCCACCGGAGAUUCUGAGAUAAUUCCUGAAUCAACUGUUUCUAAGAUAAUUCCGCAGUAUAGCGGAGUCGAAUACACGCCAGAAGACUUAAAUAAGGAAGAGGAAGAAAUUAAAAACUUUUUCCAAAUCAACUCAUUCGGCAGAAGGAGGGACAAGGUGCCUAGAGCGCAUCCGUUGUAUAAAUUUUUAAAGUUUGAGAGGAAGCAGGUGAUAAAAUUAGAACGUUUCCAUAAAAACAGAAAUGCUGAACUCCGUAAACAAGAAUGGCGCGACUUCUUUCAAUCUGUAAAAGACGGAACAGAUGAACCAAUUUUCACCAAAGAACAACAAUCGCUGUGGCACGAACUGUUAACCAAAUUUGUGGAAGUGGCAAAGCCGUUGGAGGAGGAGCUGAAACUGAUAGAAUCAAACGGAGAUUUAGAAAUUGAAGAUAAGUACAGACUUGGGGCAAAUGUAAGAGAACAAAUCCAAUCACUACAAAAUGACAUUUUCGAUACCUAUGAGAAACAAUUUGAAGAAACCGGAGCACUCAAAGCCGCUCAGAAUUAUUUGUCUGGAAUUCCGAGAUAUGUGUGGGAUUUAAGUCAGCGUGACCCUCGGCAUGCGAUAUUUAAGUUACCAGAGGGUUGUGAAAUACCAUACACUCACAAGUGGGAGAGUACUGUGCACGGUGGCGGUCUUGAAGAAGGAGAAGAAGUUCUGAAACUCCAUAAACUACCCUCGUUGGGAGAAAAAAAGAAGAAAAGACUAGGACGAGGACAUGGGUCAGGAAAAGGUGGGAGUUCAGGACGUGGUUGUAAAGGCCAAAAACACAGAUCAGGGAAAUACAUUAACCCGAUGUUUGAGGGAGGCCAGACUCCGUUGUAUAGAAGAAUACCGAAAUUCGUUGGGAGACCUUUAGGUCACGGUGUACGUUAUAAAAGAUGUAAUUAUGAACUUAUUCCACUAAGUGAAUUAAAUAGAGCGCCAGAUGGCGCCACCGUUGACUGGGCAUUUCUAGAACGAAUUGGAGCCAAACUCGGGAGAUACCAACUAAACCAUCCCAUCAAAGUCGUUGGCGAUAAAAGAGCACACGGAGAAAAACAAACACAACUCACAGCCAAAAAUCUUAUCGUCAAAGCUCACGGAUUUACGAGAUCAGCGGCAAAGGCGAUAAUGGAUGCGGGAGGGCGAUGUUUACUGUUGAGACCGAGGACACAUGACAUUGUGCAGGAGGAAUAUGACCCGAGAGUCCCAAGGGCCAAGAGAUACAUCUUCGCCGGGAAAAUCUCCAGACAUGAAAGGAAAAGAAGAGAAAUUAUCAAGUCCCUCAAACAAGAAAUUACAGCCUAA
Molecule: messenger RNA, 1488 nt
Organism: Theileria parva strain Muguga
Lineage: Eukaryota; Apicomplexa; Aconoidasida; Piroplasmida; Theileriidae
Gene: rplO
Product: ribosomal protein L15
Exons: 9
Coding region: 1-1488 (495 amino acids)
Biological process (GO): translation
Cellular component (GO): mitochondrial large ribosomal subunit
Molecular function (GO): structural constituent of ribosome
Source: RefSeq, a predicted model, not a curated record